GGCGGGCGGGCGGAGGAGAGGGCCAGGGCCGCCCCGUCGCCCGCCAUGUCGGAGACCUACGACUUCCUCUUCAAGUUCCUGGUCAUCGGCAGCGCCGGCACCGGAAAGUCCUGCCUGCUGCACCACUUCAUCGAGAGCAAGUUUAAGCAGGACUCCAACCACACCAUCGGGGUGGAAUUCGGGUCGAAGGUGGUGGCCGUCGCGGGCAAAACGGUGAAGCUGCAGAUCUGGGACACGGCCGGGCAGGAGCGGUUCAGGUCUGUUACUAGAAGCUACUACAGGGGUGCAGCCGGGGCGCUUUUGGUGUAUGACAUCACGAGCAGAGAGACCUACAACGCCUUGACCAAUUGGCUAGCCGAUGCCCGGACUCUGGCCAGCCUCAACAUUGUCAUUAUUCUAUGCGGCAACAAGAAGGAUUUGGAUGCUGACCGGGAAGUCACUUUUUUGGAAGCUUCUCGUUUUGCUCAAGAGAAUGAGCUGAUGUUCCUGGAGACCAGUGCCUUGACUGGAGAGAAUGUAGAAGAAGCUUUCCUGAAAUGUGCACGGACCAUCCUGAAUAAAAUCGAAUCAGGUGAGCUCGACCCAGAGAGGAUGGGCUCCGGUAUCCAGUACGGGGAUACGUCCUUGCGGCAGCUGCGGCAGCCCCGGAGCAGCCAGGCACAGGCGCGGCAGCAGUGCACCUGCUAGGGCCCAGGCCCCCACCGGCUUGCAAGUGCUGGAACUCCGCUGCUCUGGACCCAGGGCUCCAUGAAGCCUCCUCUUCUGUUGGGCCUCGUGGGCUGAAGACCCCACCGCACCCCCUGCUGUGGCUGCCACGGCCACUGCUGCUUCCUCCCCCUUGCCUCGCCUCCUGUCCUAAGGGCAAGAAGGGGGGCGCGUUCGGCUAUCAGAUUUCCUAGCAGAAGGUUUGCACGAGUAGCUGAGGCCCCCGCAUCCCUCCCCUCGCACACUGCUGCUCCCCAAAGGUAUUUGUGUGGGGGUGCCCCUGGAGGGCAUGGGGCCUUCUUGGUCCCUCUGAUUGGCCAGGAGUGUUGGUGUUCCUCCCGAGAUGCACUACUUUCCCUCUUUCUUCCUUCGCUCCGCAAGACCUUGA
Thamnophis sirtalis is the source of this 1093-nucleotide messenger RNA. It is a transcript of the gene RAB4B, whose product is annotated as RAB4B, member RAS oncogene family. The record is from RefSeq and is a predicted model, not a curated record. Gene Ontology annotation, biological process: Rab protein signal transduction. NCBI's taxonomy places the organism in Eukaryota, Metazoa, Chordata, Lepidosauria, Squamata, Natricidae. Gene Ontology annotation, molecular function: GTPase activity; GTP binding.